Messenger RNA from Hydractinia symbiolongicarpus, 1146 nucleotides. Its product is annotated as neuropeptides B/W receptor type 1-like. The record is from RefSeq and is a predicted model, not a curated record. The transcript has a single exon. Gene Ontology annotation, biological process: G protein-coupled receptor signaling pathway. NCBI's taxonomy places the organism in Eukaryota, Metazoa, Cnidaria, Hydrozoa, Anthoathecata, Hydractiniidae. The coding region runs from base 1 to 1146 and encodes 381 amino acids. Gene Ontology annotation, molecular function: G protein-coupled receptor activity. Gene Ontology annotation, cellular component: membrane.
AUGUCAUUUGGAAACUCUUCUAAUUCAUCAACGCCACAAUCAGUUGAGAAGGAUGUUACAUUCAGUGAAUGGUUGUUGGUAUUUGCAUUCAUAGUAAUCAUGGUGACAGGGGUGGUUGGUAACCUUUUAGUAUGUUACGUAUUUGGUGUCAAGAAAAAGUUAAAAUCCACUACUGAAUGGUUGAUUCUAUACCUAGGAGUCAUUGACCUCUUGACGUCAUUGUUUAACCCAACAUUAUACAUAUUCUGGACGCUUACGCAUUACUCUAAAUGGCCUUUUGGUUAUUAUGGUUGCAAGAUAUUACCAGCCAUUGGUCCAAUUAUGACAGCUGCUUCGGGGGGUGUGUUAUUAAUCUUCGGAAUUGAUCGUUUUCUUGCAAUAGUCACGCCAUUUUAUGGUCAGUUAUCAUUCAAAAUGGUAACUCUUGCUAAUACAAUUAACAUUCUGCUUUCGAUAGCUUCUUUUGUGCAUUAUAUUCUGGUGUUAAAGUUAUCUCCAGAUGGGAAUCGUUGCUACGUCUCGGGAGUGCAAACAUUGGAAUAUGCAGUACCAAACUGUUCAUUGAUUUUGUUUAGACUGGUUGCAUUCAUUGUUGUCUUUGGAGGUACAAACAUCAGUAUCUAUCUCACUUUGAAAAGAAACCAACACACCUCCACUGCCAUUGAUCUGAGAUUGCAGAGACAUGCGCAAUCGAAACGAAUCAUGCGUGUCUUAGUUACCAUGGGAAUUGUUUUCAUUUUAUUAGUAUUUCCAAGAGAACUUUUUUACCUGAUAUACAAUCUUUCAUGGGUGAACUCCAGCAGUGGCAUAGGAAGUAGCCCUACGAUAUUGCAGAUUAAUUCUUGGCUAAAAGUCAUGCAUACAGCGAACAGUUGCGCUAAUGUUUUUAUUUAUGCACAUAUGCAAACUUUAUACAGAAAGCAGAUUUUAAAAUUUCUCCAGUUCAUGGGUUGUUGUAAGUAUGGCUAUGAAUUGCAAUCGUUCUCAACGACACAUCCAUCACCAACUACAAUGUUAUUACCAUUAGGUAAAGGUUACUACGAAUGGAUUGUCAAUACGACACAACCGAAAAAGAGGACAUUCUUUCAACGUGCUCAGAAUUGGAAAAACAAUAACAACGAUAACGGAAUGGUUGUUUACAUGUGA